This is a messenger RNA of Colletotrichum destructivum, 5381 nucleotides long. RefSeq names its product Putative E3 ubiquitin-protein ligase listerin. Gene Ontology annotation, cellular component: cytosol; RQC complex. The transcript is spliced from 4 exons. Gene Ontology annotation, biological process: ribosome-associated ubiquitin-dependent protein catabolic process; rescue of stalled cytosolic ribosome. The coding region runs from base 330 to 5219 and encodes 1629 amino acids. Lineage: Eukaryota; Fungi; Ascomycota; Sordariomycetes; Glomerellales; Glomerellaceae. Gene Ontology annotation, molecular function: ubiquitin protein ligase activity; ribosomal large subunit binding. The record is from RefSeq and is a predicted model, not a curated record.
CCCGAGCCCUAGGUUGAUAUUCAUAGAUACGACUCGCCCAUUGUUCUUUCUUUUUCUUUGUCAGGAGGACCACUGAGUCUUCGGAUACAUACGACGUCUUUCUUCCGCACAUUCUAUCAUCCUUCUUCCUCAGGCUUCUCCUGGGUCGAAGAAGAAAAAAAGGACGCCACCGCAUUUGUGCACUGUACCCCGCCAACGUCAUUUUGAACUUUUUGGUAUCUUGCGACACGCUAGAUCCUGCACCAUCAAUCUAAUUGCCUACCUACCUUGCCAACUGGACAUCGAGCAUCUCCCACAAGACACCUACGGCCUGCACUAACUAGCACAUCAUGUCACGGGCCUUUGGAAAAGGCGGCCGAUCAUCCGGCGCAAGAGGCUUCGGCAGCCCUGCCAGUGCCUUCGGCGGCUUCUCCUCCUCACCUGGCAGCGGCCUCUCCUACCUCACCGAGCCCCCCGACCUGUCCUCCAUCUCGGACGCAAACGCCGUCGUUUCCUUCAAGAACACGCUCAAGAAAGAUGCCACAACAAAGGCAAAGGCGUUGGAGGACCUCCUGGCCUACAUACAGGCUCAUCCAUUCGAGAAGGACGGAGGCGCAGAAGAGGCAGUCUUGGAAGCAUGGGUACAAAUAUAUCCUCGUAUUUCCAUAGACAAUUCUCGCCGCGUCCGCGAACUCUCCCACACACUACAGCUCGAGUUGAUGAAGUCGGCCCGGAAGCGCAUGGAGAAGCAUGUCCCCAAAAUUGUGGGCGCCUGGCUCGCCGGCCUGUACGACAAGGACAGAGUCGUGUCGAGGGCUGCGAAUGACGGCCUCUCGUCCUUCCUCAACAGCCCGGAGAAGGUCACGCUGUUCUGGAAGAAGUGCCAGUCGCAAAUUAUGACCUAUGCCACGGACGCUAUCCAGGAGACAAAGGACACCCUCAGCGACGAGCGAUCGACGACAGCUGAUGAUGCCGAAGCCAAAUAUCUCCGAGUCGUGGGAGCUAGCAUUUCUCUCGUCCUUGGUCUCCUCCAAAAACUUGAACCAGUUGACAUACAAAGGGAGGAAGAGGCAUACGACAAUUUCUUCGCAGAAGAGAAGGUCUGGAAGAGUGUCGUCAUGGGCGACCCCUCAGUCAGACGCUCGGCCUGCCAGUUGCUGUGGACAUGCCUUGACAAGAGGCUCGAGUCUGUCUCUUCUCAGCUCCCUCGUUUGAAAAAGUCUUUCAUUGCAGAGGGACUAAAGAGCAACCAAACUGGCUCGGCCGUCGAAUAUGUCAGGGUCCUCACAAAGUUGACGAGCAAGUUUCCCGAAAUCUGGACGAGCUCUAGCGAAAAAAAGACCCCGAUCACCAGACUGAAUGGUUUCCUAGAGAAGGGAUCCCACAACAGCUCCGCCAAGUACUGGGAACAUCUCGAGGAACUCAUCAAGGCUAUCCCGGAUGAGCAUUUCACUAUCGAAGCUUCAGCGGAUGCUCUCAAGUCAAUGAAGACUGGAAUAACGAGCCGAGAAGAGCCGAGAAUGAACGCCACCCUUGCCUGGACAUGCUACGUUCGCAUAACCAAGCACUUCUUGCAGGGGCUCCCUUCGGACGGCUCGCGUGCCAAAUUGGUUCAAGAUCAUAUCUUCCCUCUGCUAGAGCACUUUCUCUUCCCGACACCCGAAAACUCUUCAUGGGAGAUUGGGGGCGCUGGGCGUCUUGACGUGCUUGGCGAAGUCUAUGGGGUUACCGUCGACUCGUCGUCUCCAGACCUGAUUCAAGUGACGACCGAGAAAUUGGAGAACCUAUCCUCUGCCUUUUGUACCAGGAUAUCCAAUUCACUACCUGAAGUGUCUAAGGACUAUGAACGGUCUCAAGAAGCUGUUUCUUCCGAGGGGAACCGUUGGUUCACCUUGUUUGGUCAAGUUCAGAAGAACAGCCAGUCUUCCACAGAGCCCCUCAUGAGCCCUUCCAAGGCUAUCAUUACGAGCAGCUUGAAUUUGCUCGCCAACAGAAAUCUCAAGCCUUAUGGAGCCGCCGGAGUAGUCUACAGCGUUGGCAAAAAUGCUCCGCAAUUGUGGGAAGAUGCGGAAGCUGCCCAUGCUCUGGAGCAAUUCCUUGUUGCACAGGGCCGAGAUCGCAUGGAUGUCCUGAUGGCUUCGCGGUCUGCUGCUGACUUGUUGAACUGCGUGAACGUCCUCGGAACUCUCAAGGGGCAGGAGACAGCUUACGCUACCAUCUGGAAGACCUGGGUUGAUGCUUUGUUGGACUUGUCCGACGAGAAGCUCGCAGCCAAAGGCGUCGAGCGUCUAGUUGCGAGUCAGCAAGCGUCAACUCUUGCCAAAACACACGAGAAGCUCCAAAUUUUCCUCGCGGCCAAGUGUUCUGGCGCAGCCCGUGGAGAAUAUGAUUCUUGGAGUCUCUUUGAGGCGGCCUUUGGUAACGAUACCGUCACCGAAUCUACGGCUAAAGAAUUGGUGGACAACAGCAUCUCCGCCUUAUCGCAAGACAAGCAAAACUCACUCCAGGCUCUUCGGGCGUUGGAAAUUGUGGCAAACAACAAGCCGGGGCUCUUGUCGCAGGAUGAGUCGACGCAUAUGGCAGUCGUCACUGAGUUGCUGGGACUCGCCGAACUCAACGACAGAUCCAUCUCGCCUCGUGCCACCUCGCUGAGAGCUUUGCUGGAACAGCCCACCGAUGGCACAUCGCCCGUUGUUGCCAUCAUCCAGCGGAAUCUGGAGGAAGCCGACCAACAGUCACUCGGUAUCGAAACCUUGGUGCAACAAGCCCUACAAGCUGCUAGGGCGGGAUCUAUCAGCACAGAAGAUCUCUUCCCGAGCACAAACAUCUGGAUGCAGCAGCUGUCAAUCUUCUUCCAAGGCUCGCUUAACCCAUCGCUCUCCAUCACCAGCGACUUGAAAGGUGCGCACUUUUUGGUCCAAGCCCCUGAGCAAACACAACGCAUUCGCGCACGGAGAGAUCGCGACGGCUACUCCAUCCCUGCGAGAAUGGCCUUUUACACCUCCAAGCUCUUGUCAUCCGACAUCUCUGUCUCGAACCUGCCAGAGAGCUUCCAGGUUGAGCUUCUCUACCUUCUGUGCGUGUCGAUCCAGAUGGUUUCGGACCAGAUCACACUGAUGGACGAAAACAAACUAUUCUUGAGCCUCGAAGUGGGAGAUGCCCUCGCAUCGGCCGAGUCGUUCGUGUCCGCCACCAGAGUAACGAUUAACACCAUUGCCGAGGAGGCCAAGGGAUGGAGAGACGGCUCAGAAGCUGGGUCGACGAAGCUGAUCCACAGCCUCAUCGCUAUCAUGACACAAGAAACGAAGGAGCUUACGCCGCUCGGGGUCUACAGCGCCAGGGCGUUGAGUGAGCUCAUCCAGACAUUGACCGAGAAGCACGGUUUCCCCGCUACCGGCGACGAGAAGAUCAACCAACUAGCCACACUCAAAGCCACGCCGCCCACGAUCCUGGCAGCGACCGCGGUGCUUGCGGGUUUUGGCGAGAGCUUGGAGUCAUCCAAGACUGUCAAUAUGCUGUGCAACCGCCUUGUUAGUGACAUCGCAGGAGCGUCUGUAGAGCCCGAAAAGGCCGACAAAACGCUACAGAUUCUGGUGCUUCUGAACGCAUGCCUGCAAGUCUACGAGGUCGGCGAGGUUCCAGUGGCUAACAACCGCAUUGUCUUCGCCGUACGCCAGAUCACGUCGUGGAUGGACGACACACUUAACAUCACUCCUGCUCUGUCGACGGAGAUCUGCAGGGCGUUACAGAGGCUGCUUCCCAGCAUGAAAGACGUCUAUGGUUCGUACUGGGAGAAGGCGAUCGAGUUCUCGACUGCGUUGUGGGCGAAGGCGUCGGACGACCGCCUCGACGACUCGCUUCCUUAUAUCCACACGUCACUGAGGCUCAUGACCGUUUUGGAAACCAUGUCAGAGCCAAACGACGACCUGGCGGACGCUCUCAAGGAGUUCGCCGAGACCAAGUCCCUGUCGCUCGUCGAACUCCUCAAGCUGGACCGCGCGAAGAGCACCCAGCCAUUGGAGAUUGUUGACGCCAUAAUCUGCAGGCAGGUCAAUAAGAUCCCCCUGAAGCACGUCAACGAUUUGUCGGACCUCUAUGGUCUCAUUGCCGCCGACUCGCGCUCCAUCCAGACCGCCGCAUUCAACCUCCUACACUACGCUUUGCCGGCGCAACAAGAGGAGCUUUCUGUCAAUGUCCUCCUCGAAAAGACCGACGCCCGCCUCCCCGACGAGCUCCUCUCACUCCUCCUCGACGCGCCCACUCUCGAGCGCUACCCGGAUGAGGUCCUCGCCCAGUUUCCCCUCGCCAUCCGCUCCUACCUCCUCUCCUGGCACCUCGUCUUUGACGCCUUCAGCACCGCCUCUCUUAAGGUCCGCAACGACUACACGGAGCACCUCAAGACGGAGAAUUAUAUCGCGCCGCUCCUUGACUUCACCUUUGACGUGCUGGGCCACUCGGCCGCCCACCCGCUCAACCUUGAACGCGAGGGCCUGACGACGCAGCAUAUCACCUCGUACAACGUCUCCCUUGCCGACGCUGAGUCCGACGAACGCAACCUGCACUGGCUGCUCGUACACCUGUAUUACCUGACGCUCAAGUACACGCCUGGCCUCUUCAAGUCGUGGUACCUCGACUGCCGCUCCAAGCAGACGCGCAUCGCGGUCGAGGGGUGGAUGACGCGCUACUUCUCGCCCAUCAUCGUCUCGGACGCCCUCGACGAGGUCUCGGCCUGGGCCGCGAGCCAGGAGCCGCCCGCCGACGAUGAUGAGAAGGAGCUCGUCGUCAAGGUCAGCAAAUCGGGCAAGGAGAUCACGGCGGGCUACGAGGUGGACGAGAGUAUGGCCUCAAUCGCCGUCAAGGUCCCGGCGAGCUACCCGAUCGAGGGCGUCAGCGUCGUCGGCAUUAACCGUGUCGCGGUGAGCGAACGCAAAUGGCAGAGUUGGCUGCUCACAACGCAGGGCGUCAUCACUUUCUCGAAUGGGAGCAUCAUCGACGGCCUCUCGGCCUUCCGGCGCAACAUCGUCGGCGCCCUCAAGGGCCAGACGGAAUGCGCCAUCUGCUACUCCAUCAUUUCGACCGACAAGAAGAUGCCCGACAAGAGGUGCCAGACGUGCAAGAAUCUCUUCCACCGCACGUGCCUUUACAAGUGGUUCCAGAGCAGCAACCAGAACACGUGCCCCCUGUGCCGUAACCCGAUCGACUACUUGGGAUCGGACACCAAGGGGCGUAGGGGUGCCUGAUGGGUUUGUUCGAUUAGCCCCCCACUAUAUAUCUUGCGGGAGAACGCAAAGAGGUUCUUGAGUAGUGUAGCAAGCCCUGAACCUUCUGGGACGGAACAAUUCAUGGACACGGUGUAUGAGAGACGAGGUAGAACGCGGAUUUUAUUCAUGCAAAUCAGGCUA